UUGCCAUUUGCCAUUGCCAUUCUAACCUCACUCCUCACUAUUUGUUUUCUUUGUUUGAUAUAAAUUCAAUACAAUUAAUUAUUAUUAUCACAAAUCAAGUAAAUAAAUUCAUGAAUCAUGAUUGAGGUGACAGCAAAGCUAGUCAGAGGCCACGUCUUUUUGUCAGGCGAAAUUGUGGAGUGUCUUAUUUCCUUCAGUCACCCAGUAUCACCAUCACACAAGGUUUCCCAAAGCCAUACAGAUGUUUUUGAAAGCCUCGCCUGGGCUUCAGCCCAAAUCCACUGUCAAUGCUUCACUGAUGCUAAAAUCCAUAAAAAUGAGCAAGAAAAAAUCGCUUUGGCUAAUACAUCACUGAGCACUGUAACUGGAGACAAUGCAAAAGUUGAAUUUGCCACCAAACCUAAAAUAUUGUUUUGUGAUUUACGCUUAUCACCUGGACAAACCAGACUUUUUGUCUACAGAGAAAAAGUCCCAACAGAUUCACCACCAUCAUACCGAGGCCAAUUAGUUAAAUACUCCUACAAAAUUACAAUUGGAAUGCAAAAAAUUAACACUCCAAUAAAGCAGAUGAAAGUACCAAUUAGAGUACUCCCUCUAGCUGAAGCAGUAUUAAGUGAAAUCCUUUGCAAUGAAACAACAGAAGAACUAACUCCAACCAACCCUUUUUUAGAAAUAAGACAAAAAGAGAAACCUUUGGACUUAGCCUUGGAAAGCCUUCAAAAUAUUACUGCAAGAAGAAACCCAAACUUCUACAUGAUUUCCAAUAUGUGGGGCAAAGUGGCCAGGUUUUGCUUGUUUAAACCAGCUUACAAACUUGGCGAAGACAUUAUUGGCACAUUUGAUUUCACAGUAGCCACAGUUAAAUGCAUGCAAGUGUCUGUUUCUCUACAAUGCGAAGAAGAAACCAUUGUUGAGCCUAAACACAUUAGGAUAAUCACUUUCAGCAAACACCAUGAAGUUUGCUUGGGCUAUAAGUACACUCAAUUAAUUUUACCGAUACCAUUACAUGUAACACCAGCAUUUGCCACUGAUUUGGUAUUAUUAAAAUGGAGAUUACACUUCGAAUUUGUUACGACCAAUCAUAAAGGCGUCAAUUUUUUAGAGAAUGAUAACUGGCAAGCCCCUGCAGACGUUCCUAUUGAAACUAUGGUGUGGAGUUUGCCUAUAAGAUUGUAUUCAACUACCCCUAUCCAAGUGGCACAGGGGGUACAAGGAAAUUUUGUACAUAGAGUUGUGAUAAGAUAAUUUAUAUU
Molecule: messenger RNA, 1253 nt
Organism: Ceutorhynchus assimilis (cabbage seed weevil)
Lineage: Eukaryota; Metazoa; Arthropoda; Insecta; Coleoptera; Curculionidae
Source: the annotation of a GenBank genome assembly